Molecule: messenger RNA, 2278 nt
Organism: Cryptomeria japonica (Japanese cedar)
Lineage: Eukaryota; Viridiplantae; Streptophyta; Pinopsida; Cupressales; Cupressaceae
Exons: 16
Coding region: 424-1623 (399 amino acids)
Cellular component (GO): cytosol
Molecular function (GO): tRNA-guanosine(34) queuine transglycosylase activity
Source: RefSeq, a predicted model, not a curated record
CUACUCCGUACCCAGCAUAUGGGGGAGCACGACGUUUUCAACAAGGGAGUUUUCAACUAGGGAAAAAGAGAAAUAGAUUCGAAGGAUAGAGGAAGUUAAAUGGAAGGCAGCCUUAGGGUUUGGAUAUCUUUUUUUUUAAUUUUCCCUCUAAACUGUAUUUCAACAUAAACCCCACAAGGAAGACUGAAAAGACUUUGUCAAAUAGGUUGUGGGAUAUAUAACAAAUAAAAGCCGGCUAGCUUCCGCAAGAGUCGAACCUGCGCUGCCGAUUGGGCGUUUCAAGGCCAACAGGAAAUUAAGUUAAGCGGCGCAGGGUGCAAGCAACAACAGCGGAGUUAUAAUCUCUCUAAAGACGCCGAAACGUUCUUUUGCUGGUUAUUUUACACAUUAAUCUGAGUAGAAGGUUCUUGCAUUGACUCUUCCAUGGCAUUACGGUUUGAGGUGUUAGGAAAGUUCAACAGAGCUCGUGCAACACGACUCACACUUCCUCAUUUUCAGUGCCAAACUCCGCUAUUUAUGCCCGUUGGAACACAAGGUACAAUUAAGGGUCUUGCAAAUGACCAACUAGAGGAGAUCGGUUGCCAAAUCAUUCUUGGUAACACAUACCAUUUAGCACUUCGACCUGGUGCUGAUUUGAUUGAUGAGCUUGGCGGUCUCCACAAAUUUAUGAAUUGGUCAAGGGCAUUGCUUACAGAUUCUGGUGGUUUUCAAAUGGUCUCUUUAUUACAUUUGGCUGACAUCACAGAAAAGGGCGUAACUUUCCAGUCACCAGUGGAUGGCAAACCAAUGCUUCUUACACCUGAAGAGUCAAUUCAUAUUCAAAAUAAAAUUGGAGCUGACAUAAUAAUGGCCCUUGAUGAUGUUGUGAAAACUACCAUAACUGGACCUAGAGUUGAGGAGGCAACAUAUCGCACACUUAGAUGGAUUGAUCGAUGCAUAGCUGCCCAUGAAAGGCCAGCAGAGCAAAAUUUGUUUGGUAUUGUACAAGGGGGAUUAGAUCCUGUUCUAAGAGAUAUAUGUGUCAGAGGUCUUGUUGCACGUGACUUACCUGGAUAUGCUAUUGGUGGGCUCUCAGGAGGGGAAGAUAAGGACUCAUUUUGGCGUGUUGUUGCACAAUGCACAGCUGGUCUACCAGAGGAUAAACCACGUUAUGUAAUGGGUGUAGGCUAUCCACUUGAUAUUGUUGUCUGCAGUGCUUUAGGUGCUGAUAUGUAUGAUUGCGUUUAUCCAACACGUACUGCACGUUUUGGCACAGCUCUUGUUCCUGAGGGGGUUCUUAAGUUGAAACAUGCAGCAAUGGCAUCUGACUGCCGACCUAUAGACCCCACAUGUUCUUGCAUGGUUUGCAAACGUUAUUCAAGGGCGUAUAUUCAUAGCAUUGUAACUAAGGAUGCAAUGGGCUCUCAAUUGCUUUCAUAUCACAAUUUGGCUUACAUGAUGAAGCUUAGCAAGGACCUGCAUUCCUCUAUUCUCGGAGGCUGUUUUCCUGAAUUUGUACAAGGAUUUCUCCAGACCCAGUUUCCAAGAGGCGAUGUUCCAGAGUGGGUCUGUAAUGCUAUGGAGGUUGCAGGCAUAGAUAUUUCAAUGUGCUGUGCACCAUUUAUGUGUUCUGAAGGCAGCUAAUUCAUAGUACUUUGCUUUUCGCAAUCUCUGUUCCACUCUAUCUACAUCGACAUGUUAUAGUGGUUUGUGGACAGCAAAUUGAUUUCAGAUUGUUUUGUUCACUUGUGGAUCCUACAAUUAACAUGUCGAACGUGAUUCAGGCUCCUACUGUUGAAUGUGUGAAAAUACUAGAGCUGUACAAUUUUUCUGGCAACGUGGUCUCAAAUUUCAGACCAAAUCGUUAUCUUUUUCUGGGCCUCUGCAAUUUUGGAAACAAACGAGCAUUUACAGUGAGAAGACGCGCAUUUAUAAUGUCUCUGCACAAGGGCUUUAUGCUAGAGUUCUUAGAUUACUUUAUGCUAGAGUUCUUAGAUUAGUCCCUCAAAAACAGUUGAUGCAGAAAACACACAUUUAAAAUGUAAAAGAAACGGGAAUCUUAAUCUCUUAUCAUCAUUAUUUUGAAUAGAAAGAAGAUUGAAUUGUAAAAGUCAAAGAUGGUAAGGCUGAUUAUCUAUAAAUUGUCCAUCCUCGUAUUAACGUUAACUUUUUUCCUGAAUUCUUCCUCUCUUAUGGUGCUCUUCUCAAUCACCAUCUUUUGUUUCUGUGAAUAUAAUAUGUUGGAAAUACUCUUAAUUUCAACGGGGAAAAUAAUAAAUAUGGUAUGCUGUUGGCAGAA